CGUGAUAGUGCUCGUUUUGGCCGUGGUUAUCCCUUUUUUUGAGUAGCAAUUGGACUGGUUUUGUUACACAGACCUGGCAAUCCUGAUUGAAUGAACGUACAGGUGACCAAGCUACGGGUAUUUUAGGUGAAACAGGUAUCGCACAUCCAGAAAUGAAAACAACUUACUUCCUCGCGAACUUUCUUAUCACUUCUUUGAGCAUUAUGGUUGGUUUGUCAUUAUCUAAACUUGCCAGGCCAACGAUACCGGCGAUAGCGCAUCACUUUGGGACAAAAGGCAGGUACGAGGAAGUGAACCCACAUCUAUUAGAUGACAUUUUGUUUGUAAACAAAUCACUGGUAGCUCCCCCCUCUCCAGAUUGCCGUGCCAUUCAUAUGGUGUCGGUUAUACGUCACGGGACGCGCUAUCCAACCACCAAAAAUGUGAAAAAGAUCGCGCGAUUGUUUGAACUGGUCGUGUCUCACGCGUCGGGUUCAGCCUCGUGGCUAAAUGACAUUAAGACAUGGAAAAUGUGGUACACUGAAGACAUGGACGGCAGACUGGUGGAGAAAGGGUGCGAUGACCACAGGCAUUUGGCUGUGAGACUGGCACAGUCGUUCCCCACUUUGAUUUCUGAGGAUCAUCUCCGUGCCAACCGCAUUGAGUUCAUCACCAGCUCCAAGCAUCGCUGUGUUGAUAGUGUCAAAGCUUUUCAAGAGGGUCUUCACCGACUCUGGGAUGUUCAGGAUAUGGAUUACAAACACUAUGUGGAUGAUUCACUCAUGAGAUUCUUUGACCAUUGCGAGAGAUUUGUUGAAAGUGUUGAGAAAAACAAAACAGCUUUGAAGGAGGUAGAACGCUUUAAAUCUUCAGCAGAAAUGGAUGCAGUACGGAGGAAAAUAUCCAGUCGCCUUCAGAUUCCAUACAGUCAAUUCACCCCAGAUAUGGCAGAGGCAGCUUUCUUUUUGUGUUCCUAUGAGUUUGCCAUCAAAUCAGAGAACUCCCCUUGGUGUGAUCUGCUGGAUGAGUCUGACGCUCAAGUCCUCGAGUACAAAAAUGACCUGAAACAGUACUGGAAGAGGGGAUAUGGACAUGACGUCAACCGUAAAUCCAGCUGCCCUCUCUUUCAUGAUAUUUUCAAGCGUCUUGAAAAGGCUGCUAAUGACUACAGAUUUGGAGGGGUAAAAAAGACUGCCACCAUCCAGGUUGGACAUGGUGAAACCCUGCUGCCUCUGCUCUCUCUGAUGUCCUUCUAUAAGGAUGAAAAACCUUUAACUGCAGAGAAUUUUUCAUUGCAGCACAACCGCACAUUCCGCUCCAGUCAGAUUGUACCUUAUGCUGCAAACUUAGUCUUUGUCCUGUACGAAUGCAGUGAUGGACUCAGAAUACAGUUGUUUCUCAAUGAGAAGUUAAUGACCUUUCCCAACAUGAACCAUUUGGCUCCACUGUAUGAAACGGUCAGAAAGCAUUACUCAAAGCUCCUUAAUGGCUGUGAGUUUAAUAAGGAAUGUAAUGUGCCUCAGUCAAACCUCAGGAACACUGAACUUUGAGUUUAUUAAAUAGUGGAUUACAAGGAUGAAUUACUGUGCACUUGCAAUGACUGCAUCUUUAUGUUGUAUUUUUGAUUGUACUUUUUUUCUUCAUGUUGUGGUUGAAGGUUUAAUAUGUUGCUUUAUUUAUUUUAAUGGUUACUAAAUUGCCAGAGGGGGGUGAAAUUUGUGCUUUAAGAAUGAUUUAUGUUUGUUCUUGUUUAAUUUGCCAAAGAGAAUUAUGGUUAUACAGUGCCAAAUCAUUUGUAAUUUUGUAAUGAAAGCAAUUUAACAGAAAACUUGAAGUUUUUAUAUUUUAUUUUAAUAAUAACUGUGCAUUUUCUAGUGGGUAGUUCACUUGGUGGGGUUUUAUAAAAGUCAAAGACCACAUGGGAUCAGAUCCAAUCUUGAAAAUGGGUUGUUCAUAAGAAGAAAAAAAAA
Molecule: messenger RNA, 1949 nt
Organism: Sinocyclocheilus rhinocerous
Lineage: Eukaryota; Metazoa; Chordata; Actinopteri; Cypriniformes; Cyprinidae
Product: multiple inositol polyphosphate phosphatase 1-like
Exons: 5
Coding region: 153-1529 (458 amino acids)
Molecular function (GO): acid phosphatase activity; inositol phosphate phosphatase activity
Source: RefSeq, a predicted model, not a curated record